Messenger RNA from Trichobilharzia regenti, 13461 nucleotides. Lineage: Eukaryota; Metazoa; Platyhelminthes; Trematoda; Strigeidida; Schistosomatidae. The record is from the annotation of a GenBank genome assembly.
AUGAGAGUUCAUCAAAUAAUAACUGGUUCUUGCAAUGGUGACUACUCACACAUUUCCCAAGCAAAAGUACGGGGUUCUAAUUAUAUUGUGUAUGCCAGUGGAUGUGAUAUAGUUAUAUUGAAUGAGUCCUUUUGCCGUAGUCAGAUUGCUGUCGCUAAUGCUAAAGGAAUAUAUGUCUAUGUCCCACAGGCAACAACAGAUGGUCUGCUAACCAAUUCAUCGAAGUUACUUUGGAGUUUUUCUAGUUACAUACCAUUACCUAAAUCUGAAGUGGUUUGUCUUUGUUGGUCGCAUAGACCAUGUUUUGAAUUUCCAAAUUUUGGCUUAUUGGCUGGUUUUGAAGAUGGACAACUAUGCAUGUGGAGAUCUGAUACAGUCAGCAAUGUUGUUCAUUCCACUCCUCGUUUUCACAUAGGAACUGAUUUAAUAGAUUUACAGGAUGAAACAGGCUCAAGUGGCUUGAUAAAUUCUACACCGGAUACUCAAUCAGAAUGGAGAGUUGUUUGGCGUCAUCAAAUGAAAGGUACCCCGCUACAAAUUGAUUUCAGUACUGAUGGUUUAUAUUUUGCUAGUAUAAUUAAAUGUAAUGAACCAAAUAAUAAUCAUGGAAUUAAAUUCAAUAAUAUCAUGCAUGUAUGGUUUCAUGAUCCUUGUUAUAAAAUGAAUCCUUUAAAAAGUCAUAAUCAUGAAGGCAAGUUUCAGAUGACAGAAAAUUGGGAACCGAUUCAUCUACCACAUCCUUGUGAUGUUUAUUCAUUUAAUUGGCGUCGUACAAGUCGAUAUCUUCCGAGUGGUUGGAUCCCGAAUGUAUUACUCACCGCUGGUGAAGAUAAUCUAUGUCGUGUAUGGGUGGAAGUUACUCAUCCUCAGCCGGGCUAUUCUUCAUUGUCAAAUACUCCACACAAGGCUGGUAAUUCUUCAUUGUUUGGAUCAACUCAAAUGGGAAAUGAAUCAGAUAUUCCAAUUUCGUCUAAAGUCAAAUUACGAAUACCUCAAGGUGGUAGUAUAGAUACCGAGGUAAAGUACAAAGCAACUUAUGAAUCAACUAAAGAGAUGAAUGAAUCUCAUGGAUUACCAUCUUCGCUGUCAUCAUGUGAAAAUUACAUCACCGUAGAAUUACCUGACUGCUUUCUGAAACAUCCUCUUUUAAAGCAUUUUCUAGAUCUAUGGUUAACUGAUCCAUUGUCAAAAAUUCAAGUAGAUUAUCAAGGAACAACAGCUAAUAAUGACGCCGUUGGAAAGUUGAAUUUUCCUGUCAAUCUAUCCUUCCCGCAAUUUACAUUUACCACCUCUUUACCAUUGGAUAAUUUUCCUGAGAUUAGUUCACUUCAUAGUACUACUACUACUACUACGAAUUCUUCAAAUAGAUCAUAUAUUGGUCGAUUUACAACACAUUGGUUCAAUAAUAAAGAAUAUCGUUUCAAUACUCAAUUAGAAAUAUUUAUGAUGGAUGCAAUAUCACGAAUUCUAGCCAUACCUGUGCAUAUUUCAGCUGAUAACACAUCUUCUUCUUCUUCAACGUCAUUGCCAUCACUAUCAGCAAAUAACAAUACUGUCUCUCCUGAAUUAUCAGAUCAAAUAGCAUUAAUGGAUCAAACAGUCUUUAAGCUAUUAGGUGAACUGCAACAUGCACCAGAUGUUGUAUUUGCUAUACAUCCAAUUGAUGGAAGUUUAAUUGUUUGGUAUAUACACGGUUUGGAUAUGUCUGUACCAAAUUCAAAGGGUAUACGUACUCAAAAAGUCUCUAUCCCACGCGAAACAGCGGGUCGUGAUGAUGCCAAAUUCAAUUGUGAAUCAGCCUUCACUUUAAUCCCGAAUAUGGGCGGUCGAUUGACACAAGUCACCUGUAGUGUACGAUCACGUUUACACCAGGCAAUCCCAUUGGAUGCUGCGUAUUCUAUCUCGCACAGACUAUUCACAUAUUUAACAACGGAUCAUUUAAAGAGUAAAAUGAAUCAAAGCCUAUAUACUACUACUAACAAAAACAAUUUCAGUAGUAUCCAUGCGACGAAGGACAGGAGAAAUCCUCUGAUGACAAUUAAUUAUCAAGAUAAUUUGGAUAUCUUUUGUCAUCUAUUUCUUUUAAAGUAUGCUGUGAAUCAAGUUUUUGCGCAAUUUUCAAAAUUCGCAUUGAAAUAUACUACACCUGCUACCACGACUAAUAGUAGUGCUACUAAGAUAUUAGAUCAACUUAAACAAAAACAAUUGAAACCGAUAUUAUCCUCAUUGGCUGAAAUUCAAUUGAAUUCAACCAUGUUUGAAUCACGUGUUCAGCAUUCUUCACAUGUAGCUAUGAUUACAAUGCAUACGAAUGGAUCAUUACGGUAUUGGCGUAUAGAUGUUUCAGAGCAUAGUCACUAUCAAUGGAUUGUAAGUAUAUCAGGUUGUUCACGUCUAAGUGGACAUCGUUUUCAUACGAGUACAAUUGUACCGCAUCCUCUGCUACCACUUGCGCUAAGCACAUCACAAUAUGCUCAUAAAGUUGAAGAAAAAUUAAUGCAACAUCAUCAUCCGUCGUCUACAAGCAAGGCUUGUCAAAGUAUAAAUUUUAAUGAAAUUAUUUUAUGGCAUAUCUCAUCAGUUGGUCCUUUAACUACAGGUUAUACAUCUUCCCUGCUAUCUACAAAUUGUCAAUCUAAUUGUCUACAACAUUCCCAGCUGAAUCGUCCCCUACACACUGGUGGUGGUAUGAAUUCUUCACUGACUACUAACAACAUGGACAUUAGUGGAUGUGGUAAUAUUUCAUCCCACGGUGGGAUAUCUGAAAUAGCAAGAUUAAACUUUUCAAAUAUCUCGAAUAAUUCAUGUUUAACAUUCAAGCAUAUUGCAUGGUUUCCGUGUAUGGUGACAACAUCAGCGACAUCGUAUCCUGUCGCCUUAUUCGUCGCAUCACUGGAUACUACUAAUACUACUAAUAUGAGUAGAAAUAUCAGUAGUGUCAAUGCUGUUGGCGAUGAUCAACUUGGCUUAUUUUUAACUUUUUCAAAAUUUAAACAAAUUAAUAAUCAUAAUAAUAAUAAUCAUAGUAACAGUAAUAGUAAUAGUAGACCAAUGAAUGAGACCAAUUCAGAUGAACAUCGUCGAUUGUUGUAUAGUUCACGGAAUUCAGAUACGCUGGGAUGUAUUAUCCAAUUGGAUUAUGAUAUACCUUAUUCAUCAAGUCGAAUGAAAGAUGAUGAUCAAUCUUAUACUGCAGAAACCUUACUGUUACAUGUUUUUCCAAGUCAAUUAAUUAUGAUGAAUAUGGACAAUUGUAAGCCAAGAACAAAUCCAUUAUCUGUUGUCUUACAUACUACUGAUAAUCCAUUGGAGAGUAGUGAGACAGAUUCUGACUGCCUAGAGUCAAAUUCUUCACUAUCAACCUUUUUAAUUGUACGUAUGACACGAUAUACAAUGAAUGGUAAUGAUGAUAAUAAUAAGACAAAUUCUACAAUUUUGACUACUGAAACUAAAGAGACUGAAUUUUGUCGUAUGGAAAUGUGGCGUGUGCUUGUUUCAACUAAUACGAGAUCAUGUAGUCAAACAACACCAACAAUUGGGAGUCUGCUGAAAGUUGUUGAUAUUGAUAAUUUAACGACAUAUAAUAAUUUAAUCACUAAUGCUACAAAGGUAUGUGACUGUAAGCUGAAUCUUCCAUCGAGUGUAUCCAUAAUCUGUGCUCAAGUGUCAGCUGCUCAUGUCAGUUGGGCAGCACUGUCAACCUUCAAUGCUCCACCACCGUAUUUAAUUGUUUCAGCUUGUUCGGAUGGUUGUUUACGAUUUUGGAAAUGUGAAUCAAAUACACCAGAUUAUUCAAUAUCUGAUAAAGCCAAAAGCAAAUUUAUAAAUUUGUUCACGUGGGAUGAAUGGCAAAUGCCUUUGAUGCAAUCAAUGUCAAGUUGUAUUGAAUUACAAUUACAAGGUGACAGUACUACUACCACCACUACGAAUAAUAAUAAUAACACUAGUCCGGAAAUGACUACUACACCCAAUAUUAUUAUAUUGGAUAUGGAUUGUGCAUAUAGUGGCCGAUUGGCUGUCGCGUAUACUACUCAAGAAUUAUAUGACGGGGGUAGAAGCAUUACGACUACUGCUACGAAUACUACUACUAAUAAUAAUAAUACUGGUACUAGGACGAUCUAUGUGACUGUAUAUGAAUGUGAAUCUAGUGGCGGUUGUGAAUGGAUACUAGAAGAUACUAUUGAAUUUACGUCUGCAUUUCCAUUUCAGGAGAAUAACAACAACAACAACAACAGUAAUAAUCUUGAUAAGUUAUCUAUCCAAUUGGAUUGGGUGAAUGCAGAAGACGGUGGACACUUAUUAUCUGUGAUCAUUGAUAAUGAAAUCUUUGUAUUUGCCCCUGUUUGUCAAAAUAUUAAUUUUACGCAUACUACCACUACUACUAAUAAUAAUAAUAAAAAUAAUAAACUAAAAGGCCGACAUCUAUAUCAACCUACACUGAUGACUACACUCGGUGAAGUUUAUAUUGGUUGGAAACCGAUAGCAUGUUCACGUAUCAUGACAGCUGAUUAUCCUGGAACAUUGCAAUCAUCAUCAAAUAUAACUGAGUCAAAUGAUGCUGAAGAACAGUUGGCAUCUUAUUCAUUAUAUGACGUAACAAAGAAGCAGCCAAUUCGUCAGUAUCAUCGCCACAGUGGAGGACAUAAACAAGCAGCUUGGCUACGGGAUGGUUUAUUAUUGGUUGGUGCUAGAACGGAAAUGCAAUUGUUCAGUCAAUGGCCAUCUGAUAGCCUUUUCAGUGUAUUCAAAUGGCAGGUGAAAGUUAAAUCCGAUAAUCCACACGCUGCUAGGGCUGUUACGUCAUCACAACCCAGUAGUAGAACUGGAUCGUUUGAUGCCAACACAUCAACUGACAAUACAGAUGCAACAGUCUCUGGUAGUGCUAGUAUGUCAGUAGCACGUUUAGCUAAGGUGUAUUCUGCCUACCCGUUGAAAUCUUCUCCAUCGAAGUCGUUAUUGCACGCUGGAAGUCAAAGUAAUCUAACUAACCUUACAGGGGUUAAUAGCAGUAGUACAACAACAACUACUACUACCACUACCAAGAAGAUGUCAACAACAGUUGAACCUAAUGAAUAUCAUCGUCAGCUGUCAAGAGAAAUGAGUCAAAUUGAUUUAAGUUGUGCAACAACCGGGGGGAUUGAUGUUAAAUCAAAUGAACAAAUAUUGAAAGAUAUUGAAUUGUUAUCAAAUCUUGGAUUAUUUGAAGCUAUACAGGUUGUUAAUCCAGUUCUUCCACAAUUUCAUCCACGUCAAUUAUUAGAAUGGAUGAAUUUAGGACAUUUACGUCGGAUAAAGGCAAUAUUAGCUCAUUUAACUAGAUGUUUGUCUGCUUUUGGUUCACCAUCAUCGUCAUCAUCGGGUAAACAGUUACAACAUCAUGGUACACCAACAAGUAGUCGUAGAAUGACAAAGGGUAAUUUGAAUUCAGAGUUAACCAACCUUGGCAUGGGUUCAUUCGAUACAUCCAUCAGUGCAGGGAGAACAAGCGGAAAGCCGGGAACAUUACAAUCCAAGGUGGCUACAUCUGCUUCUUCUUCUUCUUCUACUUCAAGUAAUCUUUUAGAAGCUCAAGCAAUUCCACCACUCCCGUUAUAUAUUCUGCUGGCUGUUGACUCUCUACAAGUAACAGAUGUUAGUGCUGAUGUUGAGACUAGCAAACAAUUUGAUCCAUUAAACGAUUGGAAUGAUGAAUUUGGAUCAGUAGAUGAGUCGAAAAUAUUUGAAAUACAAGAUGAUGACUUAAAUUUCAAUGAAGAAGAAGUCGCUGAUGGAGCUUCAUUGAAAAGUCACACAGAAUCCAAACAAUCCUUAUCGAAUUCAUCUACACAAAAAGCAUCACAAUUUUAUGGUUUUAGUAUAUGGUCGUUGAAACCGGCUGCAUUAGCGCGUAGUAUCCAGUUUUCUGAAGAUGAUGCUCGUAUACUAGCUGAACAUCUAUCCACUCAACAACUACCUGGUCUAUCACCAUUAGAUCAAAUGUAUUUACUUGGCAUAGCUGAUUUAAUGGCUAAAACACAUUCAGAUAUUACGGAUUGUUUAUCAGUGGGCAAUUAUACAAGACGUGAUAGUAAACAGCAUCAUACUUCAUCAUCAUUACCAAAACAAGCAUCAAUUAAGGAUAGUUCUACUAAACAAGGCUUAGAUGAAUGCGGUCUACGAUUCCUAUUGACUGUUCAACUCUACUCGUAUUUGAGUAAAACACUCCCGCCGGCUCGUAGAGCUCAACUCCUUUCGUCUGGUUUAACUAAUUCUAGUCUUGUAUGGGCUUAUCAUUCUGAUUCACAAGAAGAGUUGUUAUCACGUUUACCAAUUGCUGCUGCGACAACAACAACUACUACUAAUACUACUACAGGCGGUUUCAGUAGUAUAGAUGCUUUAGAGCUAAAUUGGCCUGAUUUUAAACGAUAUGGUUGUGGUUGGUGGAUUCGAAGUGAAAGUUUGCUAAUCCGAUGUGCUGAAAAGAUGGCGCGUACCGCAUUUCAAACCACUAAAGAUCCAAUGGAUGCUGCCGUGUUCUACUUAGCUAUGCGUAAAGCUAAAAUGGUAGCUGCACUAUUCAAAACUACUGGAAAUAAAACAUUGGAGAAUUUCUUCCGUUCAGAUUUUACACCUGGUCAACCAGCCUGUCGACAGGCAAAGUUGAAUGCCUUUCGUCUACUUAGUCAGCAUAAAUAUCUUCAAGCGGCUGGAUUAUUUCUGUUAGCUGGUUGUCUAGAAGAUGCUGUACGCGUGUGUUUAGAUACUUUGAAGGACUUACAAUUAGGUGUUCUGAUAGUACGACUGUAUACAUCAUCGUCACCUGGAAUAUCAGGACAUACAACAGUAUCUGCUUAUCAUGAUUUCCUUAGACAACAUUUAAUCAAACAUGAGGAUCCAUUUUUAAGAAGUAUGGCUUUUUGGAGUUUAGGUGAUCCAUUAGCUGCUUUACAGACUUUACUGGAAGGUCCUGGAAUCCUAGUGAAUACUGAUAAUUCAGGUAUUCCAGUCAAAAGAGACAGCAUAGUCCAAUCGGUUCAACAGAGUCCACAACAUCCACGACAUUUAUCUGGUAAUACUAAUCUAACUCCUGGCACUGGUUCUUCUUCUUCUUCUUCAACAACAACAACACCAACAAAAUCUGUCUGUCCAAGUGUCUUUAAAUUCUACACCUAUUUACAAUCACAUCCACUGGUUUUACGUCAACAACGUAUAGAAGCAGCGAGUCUUAUCGAUUCUGGUACUGUAUAUCGUGUGAAGAGUUUAGAGAGACGUUUAUACUUUCGAACUGCUCAUCAUUAUUUUGUGUUGGGAUGUCCAACAUUAGCACUUGAAGUGCUUACGAAACUACCACCUCUUGAAUUAGUGACUUUUUCAUCAAAUAUGGAUCCUAUGCGUAGAAUGUCAACUGGUGGUGGCGCUGUGACUACUCCAUCUUCAACAACAUCUAGACGUCAAUCAGAAAUAUUGUCGGGACAUGUUGUUGCCCAAUCGGAAAUUUCUACAAAGAAGGAAAGUGUGGAAGAGGAUGACGAUAAUCUGUUCACCUUGUCAUAUGAUGAUCCUAUUCAAAAGUAUGAAUCAGCAAAAUCACAAGAUCAAUUCACUCUUCAAUGGAGUGAUGAUGAUGAGGAUAAGGAAGACGACAAGGAUAAUGGUCAUAAGGAUAAAAUUGAAGGUGCUGUUGAUAAGUCUACAAGAAAUAAUUCUAUUUCUCAACAGCAACAGCAACAACAGACCACAUCUCAAUCACUGGAUGAUUUCACUAUUGAAGGUCGAGGAGUUGUUGAUUUAAUAGCCAAUCAACUGAAGUUUAUUGCUUGUUUAAAAAUACUGGCUGAAGAAUUGAGUACACUGGCAGCUGGAGCUGAGUCUGAAGGUGUAUCUCUUCGUCAACAUGUAUGGCAAUGGCUUGAAAAUGAAUUGGCUGUUGUAAAUUCUUUAACUGGUCUAAGCAAGUCUUCUACUUCCACACCUACUGGUGAAAGAAUAACAGAACACAAUACAAGCGUCAUUUCUUCAGAUAAUUCUGAAUACUCUGGUCCGUUAACUUCAACAUCGUAUUUAUUAACAACUAGAAAUACUGGUUCUGUUUUAGCUGGUAUAUUUAUGAGUCUAUCGAAUGUUUCAUCAGAGAUACGGGAGGCAGAAUUGAAACGAUUGAAAACACGUUAUGAUUGGAUAAAAACUCAUGAAACCUUUUUAACAUCAUUAAUUAAUUUCUGUGAUUUAUACGGAUCAAGUGGUAUGCGACUGCCAGCUGUACGUAUUGAAUUAUCCCUCUUGUUGAAUGAAUUGUAUUCAUCAGCAUCAUCACCAUCAUCUUGUCUACCCGCUAAUCAAUCAACUGGACAAUAUUCAGCUUACAAAUCCGACAGUAAUCUUGUUGCGCAUAAUGGUGCUGGUAUCGGUGGGGGUUAUUCUCCUUCACCACUGAAUUCAUGUUGGCCUAUGUCAGCUGUAGCCUUAAUCGAUGGUAUUCCAUUGCUACGUACAGUGAUGCGUUUACCGCCUGGUGUAUUACUGUUGCCUGAUUCAGUGAAGCGAAUCAAGUAUAUGGUUCAUGAUUUGAUCACAUGUUUGGAACUUUUGCCUCCACCAUUUCUGGUUAGUGUUCUCCUUCCCUAUCCAUAUCGUUCACCACAUGCACAUCACCAUCAUAAAUCUACUACUGGUAAAAAGUUGAAAUCACAUACUUCUGGAAAAGCGUCUACCACGUCAGCCUCUCAAUUAUCUACUUAUUAUUGUCCUGAUUGUAUUUGGACGCCAACAGCUGAUCGUCAGCGCAGAGUGUACCUUUUGCGUAAUUUAUGCGCUGCAUUAUCUGCAUGUAUUCAUCAGUGCCUAUCUGUUGGUGGUUGGCUUGGUCUUGGUUACCUGCUGGAUGAAAAUUCAAUGAUGAAUAAUUCGUCGUUGACAAAAGUAUUCGCUCUACCAGCGACAAGUUCUAUCAAUGCUCGUUCAGUUGAUCGCCUAUGCGUUUCUGGUCAAGUAUUUAGACCAAACACAGAACCUGCUAAGUGGCCUGGUCUUACAUGCUUGAAGAGUUAUACUGAUCCACAGAUACAAACCAGUGCCAUCCAUCCGAGUCAUAUGAUGCGUAUUGCAUCAUCAGCACAAAAUUUAUCCGAACGUGGGGAAUCUGCUAUGCUAUCAACACCUCCAGUAGUCAUUCAGUCGGUUGACCGGCGUCGAUUAAUUGGCCUGCUAGCUCAAGCUUUAGCUGCCUCCUAUUUUGGUCUACUUGUUUAUGCUUUAUACACUCGUGAUACAUCUAUCCUCUACCGGUUGGCAUGUGCACGUUUAGACUCCAAAACAUGGAGUCGUGUAUUCGGUGGAACAUACAGAGCUAAACCUUAUCGUCCACCAACACAACCACCCGGCAGCAAUAUUAGUAGUAGCUCGGUAACAUUCAAUUUAAAGACACCAACGACAACAGCAACAGAUAAGAAGGGUGUUGCUCCGCCUCCACCGAAACCACCAAGUCGACCUAAACGACCAAAUCCAAUUUCUGGUAGACAUGACAGAUCAAAAUCACGUAGUCCUGAAAAAGCUGUCACGAAGGCUAGAGAUCGUGCAGUUGCAGCUCUUGAAGUUGCAUCGAAGAUUGGCAGUCCACCAAAAUCAUCUGUGCUAACUAGUCAACAUAUACGCUUUCUAGCGCAUGCUGAAGCUGCUGCUAUAGCCGACUCAAAGAGUGAAACAUACAGACCAGAUACUUCAGACAAUAGGUCUGCCUCAGGUGAACAACAGGCGACAACGGGAGACCAACAACAACAGCAGCAGCAACAGCAACAAGCAUCUGUUAGCCCUGAUGAAUGGUUCAUCUUUGCACAGUCUUCCAUACUAUCAUGUCUUCUUGAACGUCCUCCUAAACAAACCGAUUUACCUGCUGACGUUGAUCCAAAUCAUGUGAUGUAUGAUUCUGACGUAAGUGAACCAUCAGUAAAUACUACCAGUGGAGGUGGGGAAUACUAUACAUACCAGGAGGCGUUAACUAAACAUCAACAUUGUAUAAAUCGUGUUCGCCGAUUUAUUAAACAAUCUCAACGGAUAAAACAACGUAAAUCCUUGCAACAUCGUGUUAAACAUUCACUACAUUAUAGACUAACUGGAAAAUUUACAAAUAGAAGUCAUGAUGAUGAGGAUGCCGAUGGCGCUGAAGAGGACGAGGAGAAGGAUGGGGAAUGCCAUGAUCUCACAGACAAAGAUGACAGUGAUCUCGAUGAGGAUGCUGGAGUUGUUGGAAAGGAUAAAGGCGUUAUACCAAUCGAUAAAUUAUACCUACCUCCAAUAUCAUCUUUAUCGUCAGCUCCAGAAGCGAAAACCACACAGUCGUCUGUUUCACACGAUAGUAAUUUAAAUCAAUUAUUACAAAAACUAUCGUCUGAUUUACAACCUCAAUGGAUACUGAGACGACUUCAUUUAAAUCCAGAUUUUACGGAUACAUGGUGGGGUAGUGAAUUAGAAUGUGAAUUCUAUGCCGCACUGAAUGAAUUGACUACUGAAUCGACAGAAAAAGGACAAACAAGAGCGACAACGGCAACAACAGCAACAAGCUUGAAAGAUUUCUAUGAUUACAUGUCAAGAAGUGGUGAUACCGGGGGUGAUAACAAUCCUCCUCCUUCUGGUAAUGAUGAUUUUAAUGAGGAAGACGGUGGAGGUGCUGGCGGUGCCGAUGAUGACGAGGAUGAUGAUGAGGAGGAUGAUAAUUUGAUUGUCGACCCACUUGGUUAUCGUAAAUUAACUAUAUUUGAAAGAGAACGUCAAUGGGCGCAUAGUGAUAGUUAUGCUUGGAGAUUAAUUCGUCUAGGUUUAAUGCAAUUGGCUAAACGUGAAUUGAAUAGACUUAUACAAAUAGUUGAUUUUAAUAGUGAAGAUUUAGCUGUCUAUGCACCAGGCUUGAUGACAUUAACUCGUCAAGUCGACUGUUGGAUAACUGGUUAUCGACUAGAGUUGACAUCACCGCCAGCAAUUAAUCCAGUACAGUUGAAAUUAGGACUUAAAGGCUUUAUUGAUGAACAUCUUAUUCCAUCAGCAGAAUUUCUACCAAAUAUUGAUGAAGAUAUCACGGCGUCUGGUUUACAGUCUAGCAUUGCUACUACUACUACUACUACUACUAUCAGUGGUAUCAGUAAUAUAAGUAGUGCAAAGAACACUAAUGAAAUACCCAAUGAAUUAUCACAUUCACAAGCUGCAGCACGAUCUAUGUUACGUAUGAAAAAAUUAUUGAAUACUAAGAAAACACCUUUUCAAACACACGAUCCCUUCUCUUUACCUGUAAAAUGUCUGUGGUGUUAUCUGGUAAGACAACCAGAAGUAGACGACAUGUUCCUACGACAUAUAUUCCGUAAACCAUGUGUUGUCCAAUCAACAAUUACAUCACAGAUUAAAUUCUCCUUACCAACUGGAUCGUCUAACAUCUUAUCUGGAAUGGCUAAAUCAACAUCAUCAUUGAAUUUAAAGGGUAUUACAUCUUCUAAUUCUAAUAUUGGCAUGACUGGCUCUAAUACUCCUACUCCUAGCCAUACUACCGCCACCAGCACCACCCUUUCUGGAGGUGUUUUACUGACGGAUAUGUCAAAAUCCUCGGGAAAACAAACUCGUACACAACAACAACAACAACAACAGCAAUCUCAAGCUUCAAGUGGAAAUCAAACCAAUUCAACUGCUUUACUUCUAGAUGAUGCUGUCCGCCUUAUUCAUAAAGAACACGAUCCACUUAUUGCUAUGUGUAUUAAUCAGGUUAACUUCAAUGCAAUAGCAAUAGCUACACCGAAAGAGAUUAUUGAAUUAGAUAUUGAAAAUUUAGUCAAUUUACCACCAUGGUAUGCUGAUGAAGUUGAAUACGACUUGGAGUCAAUGCGUCGUCCUCAAACACGUCGAUAUCCUGAAGGUGGAACUGAUGAUUUUAUUGUUUGUGAUACCGCUGGCGGCAGUGGUGGUGGUAGUGGUACCUCAACGAAGUAUGGUGGUGUUGAUCAUCAUUCAUCAGAGAUGACUACAGCAUCGAAUAUAACAUCAUCAUCAACAAGUGGAUUAUCCUCGGUUGGUGAUAGUAGCUCUUCUGGUUCAGGUUCACAUGUGAUAUUGAAACGAACACUUCCAGCUGUCUACAGUUUAGCAUCGCAUCCAACAAUGCCAUAUUAUUUAUCUGGUACAGGUACUGGUUCAGUGCAUAUGUUCGAAUGGUCAACACCUGUCCCUGUUGUUGCUGGUUUUACAAACACUUUCAGUUUGACAGCUGCUGGUGCAUCAGGACAAUUUCCGGCGGGUUCUAGAGGUGCUCGUGUCACAGCACUACAAUUCGAUGAUAGUGGAUAUCGAUUUGGUUGUGGUGAUGCUGAAGGGAAUUUUGGUCUAUGGAAUUUAUAUUCAACUAUGCCAGGGAAAUUGCCAUACUUUCGUUGUCGUUGCCAUGCUAAAGGUUUAGCUGAUUUCUGUUUCUUAGGCUGUAGCAGUCUGAUAGCUACAGUCGGUAAUGGUGGUAUAUCUACAGCAUCGUUUACAAGUAGUGGACUUGUUGAAAGCACUGGUUCCAGUGGUGGUGGUGGUGGUACUGGGGGUAUAGCACAAUUCACUUCUUCUUCUUCUGGAAGUGGUAGCAGCAGUUAUUCUUCUGGUGGUGGUGGUGGGAAUAUCAGUUUAGAUCAAGAUGCUUCUCAUUUGACGCUAUGGGAUACAUUGUUGCCAGUCAAUCGAUGUGGUGUUAUUCGUGUUCUUGAUCCUGAAUUGGAUGCCCCGUGCACAUCAAUAGCCUAUUGUGGUGCAUUUUCACAAGUGAAUCGUUGGCCACACAGUACCAGUAGUAGUGGCCUUUAUAAUAAUACUGCCGAAACUUCGACGUCUUCGUCGUCUACAAAACGUCUUUACACUAGUGACCGGACUGUAAUUGUUGGCAAUAAAAAUGGUGAUGUCUGUAUUGUUGAUUUAAGACGACCAAAAGUAUUGCAUAAGUUUUCAGCGCAUGAAUCAGCUGUACGCACACUGUGUAUUGAUACUAUGACAGAUUGUCUAAUGACUGGAGGAGCUGAUGGAAUUGUUAAAAUAUGGAGAUUAUCUGAACAAGAGCUGAUUACCAGUUUCUGUGGUGAUUUAAAUCCCACACGUGGUGCUGCAGUUGUCGCUGCUGCUGCCUUAUUCCGUGGGAAUCAGUCGGCGGCGAUUAUUGCUGCUACAAAUCCAGGCAUAUCAGAUAUACGUCUGUUGCCGACAGUAACAGGUGCAUCAUUGCUACAACGUCAUCAUUCGUCGAACAACACAAUCACUGCAACAACUGCCAGCAGCAGCAGUAACAAUAAUCCUUUCAUAAAAGAAUAUGAUCCAUCUAUUGUGGAUCUAACUGAUUCAACUGGUGGUCAUCAGAAUCAAAAACACUCGAUAACUGCUGCAUCGAUAGCCUGUCGAUUCUUAAGCUGUGGAGCUGACGGUGGUCUACGUAUGCGUUCAUUGGUUGUUCGUCCAAAACCUUAUAUGGUGUAUUAA